Molecule: messenger RNA, 2841 nt
Organism: Acromyrmex echinatior (Panamanian leafcutter ant)
Lineage: Eukaryota; Metazoa; Arthropoda; Insecta; Hymenoptera; Formicidae
Product: cilia- and flagella-associated protein 251
Cellular component (GO): motile cilium
Molecular function (GO): protein binding
Source: RefSeq, a predicted model, not a curated record
AUGGCGAGAUAUUCUUCCAUUUUUCCGUCGAUUGCCGGUCGAUCUCAAGCCGAAAUUAUCAAAGAUACGGAAAACAUUGAAAUAACUGUAAAGAAAAAAUGUCUCGAACAAGGAUUCACAGAGGACGAUCUCUGUCCAUUCACAUUACAGUGGUCCUUCGGAUUAAAUCCGGAAGUACCGGUCAUAAAUCUAACUACUGAAAAUCGUACGUUAUUGGCGUACGCCUGUUCGCACAUAGCAAUAAUUUACAACUAUAUUUCAAAGAAAAUGUUACCACUCCUAGGUCACCAAAAUCCUAUUAAAAUGUUGUCAACCUCGCGUGACGGCAAGUGGUUACUAACAGCGGAUUCCGGAAAGAACAGUGUAGUAAUAAUUUGGGAUACAGAAAAGGGGAUUUCCGUUUGCACUUUAUUUAAUCCACAUAAUAGUGAAGAUAUCACAAUUGCUGCUAUUAGUCCUGAUGCUAAACAAAUAGUCACCGUUGGCGGUGGAAGAUAUCAGAAUGUGCAUUUCUGGUUAUGGACUUAUAGAAGAGACAAACCAGAUGCAUCGACUUCGUUAAUCAACAUUACUGAACGUGUCAAGGGAAUAACUUUCAACGACGAAUGUCCGGAACAAUUUGCAUUGACGACCGAUUAUCACGUUUUAUUCCUAACUUGGAAUGGUCACGCUUUGAUUUACGAUUGUCCCAAAGUUAUGACAAAAGUUCAACAUACUGGUGUCUUUAAUGCAUCAUGCUACGUUUCAAAAAUACAACAAGUAUUUACAGCAAGUACAAAUGGCUAUAUUUUAGUAUGGGACAAUAUUUCCUACGAAGACAAGCAUGAUGAUAAUAUUUAUAAAAAGAAAAAACAUAGAAAGACUCUUAACUUACAGAAAAGCAGUAUUACUGUUAUUAUUGAUAACGAAGGUAUGCUUGUUACGGGAAAUUCAAAUGGUCGUGUUACUUUCUAUGAUUACCAAUUGAGACUUUUAUAUUGGUGUGAAACUUGUGAUCUUGAUUCCAUUCGAUGGCUAAGUUUCGAUCUUCAAUCUAAUUUGUUAGCUCCGAUAUUUGCCGUCGAUGUAAAAAGUAAGCUUUAUUUUGAAAGCCUGAUAAAAAAAUAUUUAUAUAUCGAAAUGAUGUAUAUUAAUGGAUCUUCAAUGUCUUUUUAUUAUUAUAAAGGAAGAAAAGGAAAUUCACGAAAAGAAUAUUUAUUUUUUUUAGGCGAUAUGUUAGUGUGUGGUUUGGAGAACGGGGCGAUCUGGAUUCUACAUCAUAUCACCUUAGAUCCUAUAGAUGAAAUACCAUAUAAGCAUUCUUCGGCAGCCAUUAAUAAAAUUACUUUCACACGGUGUGCCGAAUACAUGGCUUAUGCAGAUAACGCGUUGACUGUAGUAGUAUUUAAGAGAAAUAAUACGGCCGUCGCUUCAGAAUACAAUAUGUGGAACUUGAUCGGAAAAUAUCAUUCGCAUUAUUUACCUAUCAAAGAUAUACUUUUCGGCCCGGCCGCAUCCGAUUCCGAUGUACCGCGGUUUUUCUCUUUGGGAGAGGAUCGAGAGCUCGUCGAAUACGAUCUCGCGCACAGCGGACCAUAUCCAGUACCAGGACUUAAAAUCUUGCGUAUCGAUCAGAUCGAACAAAAUGCCAUUCCUCUUUGCCUCGCGUGGUAUCCUGUGUCCAGCAUUGAAAAAUUUUUUAUGAUCUCAAAUUCUGAAGUAAUAGUCCUGCGAUACAAAUAUAAGAUCUUCAGUGAUGCUACCAAGGUAAUUUGCGGUACUUAUUUAGGACCCACGUUCGCAAAGCCAGUAAAAUAUAUUCAAAUCUUAACUGAUAAAGUUAUUGACAAUGGCUAUGUGGUAUUUGCGACCGAUAGAGAAAUUGGUCUUCAGUUAAUGCCUUUUGAUGGUAAUCCAUACAAGAUUGUCGGCAUAACUGGCCAUCCUCAAAAAGUUAGAUACUCUAUAUAUUUAUGUAACAACUGGCAUACACGAAAGACUAUUAUGAUCCAUUUUUAUUUACAGAUAAUAGGUAUCUCUGUCAGCUACAAUAAAAAAAUACUUUUUACCGCAGGUUAUAACGAUCCAUGUGUGUUAAUGUGGAAAAUCAAACUGAAAUCUGUUGACAUAAUGGCACGAUUAGGCGGAGAAGGAUUAUCGCCGUUUUAUUGCCUCAUCAAAGGUGGGAAAAAAGGAUGGUUAGUAAAUGAGAUGAAGGCUCUGUUCUAUUAUGCGCAGAUAUUACAUCAAGGCGAGAAUACGACCGCUGCUAGAAUCAUCUCCGAUACUGUGGUUGUCGAUCAAAUUUCAAAUCUUAUGCGAGCUAUUGGAUAUUUUCUGACCGACAAAGAAGUAUCACAAAACAAAAUAUCUGUUUUGAAGAUAGAGAAUAUUAUGACAGAAAUAUGCUACAAACGUUACGUUAAAACCGAUAAACUUGUCCAAGAGAUCACUUUUGAAGAAUUCGUACGACUGUAUGUGAAUCACCGACCGGUGUUUGAAAUUUGCAUGCGUCACAUAAAGGAAGCUUUUCGUAUGCUCAUCAAAGAAAAUUCCGACAGUAUAAAAAAUCCUACUUUAACGCGAAAGCAGCUUGUGGAUAUUUUAUUAGGAGGAACGGUAUUGAAAACUUUACUGAAAGAAGAUGAAUCUAUUGGUGAACCGUUGACUUUGCAAGAAGCAUAUACAAAUCUCAAGACACUCGUGUUUCCCAAAGAGGAAAUGGUUGAGACUCAACUAAGUCUGCCUCCAAAAUCCAUAUCCUUCAAUUUCCAUUUCCUUCCGGAGAGGAUAUCUUACAAAGAUUUUACCAUGGACAUCGUGGGUGUUGAAUCGUUGGAGGAAACUAUGGCUGACAAUUGA